This is a messenger RNA of Vitis vinifera (wine grape), 3449 nucleotides long. RefSeq names its product pentatricopeptide repeat-containing protein At1g73400, mitochondrial. The record is from RefSeq and is a predicted model, not a curated record. Gene Ontology annotation, molecular function: protein binding. Bases 201 to 2330 code for a protein of 709 amino acids. The transcript has 4 exons. NCBI's taxonomy places the organism in Eukaryota, Viridiplantae, Streptophyta, Magnoliopsida, Vitales, Vitaceae.
UCGGGUACGUUCCGAAAACGUUUCUAAUUAAAAAUCUCUACCAUCAGAGAAGUUUCUCCGUUCAUCUCCUCGGAUUUCUUCAAUCCAAACCCUAAAAUACCCCACAAGAGCAAGGGGGAGAACAGAGGGAGAGACAGGUUCGAAGUCGUUUCCUUCACAACAUCUGAAGUUUUGUUUCAUUUCAUUUUGGUAGAUAGGCAAUGCAGUUGUGGCGAUUUAUCAAACUUUCUUCAUAUUUAUGUGCUUCUUCUACCAUACCUUCACGCUUCCAAAUUGGUAAUACUGUGACUCCACUUCUACAUCUGCAACUGCAAUCAAUAGACCGUUAUCGAGCUUUCCACAUUGGUCCUAGAAAUGGGUUUGAGGAAAGUUCAAAUUCAAGUUCAGGUUCAAGCCCCAAUUUGGUGAAAGGAGCUUUUGAUCUUAUUGGUAGAAAUGGGUUUGAAGGAAUUUCAAAUUCGAGGCCAGAUUCAAGCUCCAAUUUAGUGAAAGGAUCUUUUGAUAUUGUUAGUAGCAAUGGGGAGGAAAGUUCAAAAUCAACUUCAACUUUGGGGAAUAGGGCUUUUGAUCUCAUUAGUGGAAAUGGGGUUGAGGGAAGUUCGAAUUCCAUUUCAAAUUCUGCCAACCCAGCAUUUGAUUUUGUUGGCAGAAAAGGGGUUGAGGAAAGUUUAGAAGAUGGUGUUGAGGAAAGUUCAGAAAAGGGUGUGGGUGAAAGUCCGAGUUUGGCAGACCGAGCUUAUUUUGAUGGUAUUAGUACAAAUGGGGUUGAGGAAAGUUUAAAUCCUGAACACAGGGCUCUUGAUGUUGUUACUAGAAAUGGGGUUGAAGAGAGUUUGAUUUCGGUAAACCAAACCUUUGAUCUUGUUGGUGGAAAUGAUGUUGAGGAAAGAGUUUUAGUCAGUGAUGCUGAUAAAUUAUACAAAGCUAUUGCCAAUAAUGCAAAUCCUGAGAGUGACAUGGAAAAAGCACUUGACCUGGUUGGCGUAGAGCUUACAACUGACUUGGUGAUUGAGAUACUAGGUAAGAUUCAUUUUGAGGAGAAAAUGGCUUUUAGGUUCUUUAUGUGGGCAGGUCAUCAAGACUGUUAUUCGCAUGAGCCCCGAGCAUACAAUGAAAUGAUUGACAUAUUAUCCAGCACAAAGUACAAGGUGAAGCAGUUUCGGAUUGUUUGUGAUAUGCUUGAUUAUAUGAAGAGAAAUGACAAGAAGUCAGUUCCAGUUGAGGUUUUGUUGAUGAUUUUGAGGAAAUACACAGAAAAGCAUUUGGCCCAUCUUCAUAAAUUUGCAAAGAAGAAGAAAAUAAGGGUGAAGACCCAACCAGAAAUUAAUGCCUUGAACUUGCUGCUUGAUGCUUUGUGCAAGUGCAGUCUUGUGGAGGAUGCCCAAGCCAUGUUCAGGAGGGUGAAGAACAAGGUUAAGCCCGAUGCUAAUACUUACAAUAUUUUGUUUUUUGGGUGGUGUCGGGUUAGAAACCCUAGUAGAGGAAUGAGGGUUUUGGAAGAAAUGAUUGAAAUGGGUCAUACACCAGAUAGUUUUACUUACAAUACUGCAAUUGAUUCCUUUUGCAAAGCAGGGAUGGUGACAGAGGCAACUGAACUCUUUGAGUUCAUGAGAACAAAGGGUUCAACCAUGUCUUCUCCUACUGCAAAAACAUAUGCAAUCAUGAUUUUGGCUCUUGUACAGAGUGAUAGAACUGAGGAGUGCUUUAAACUUAUUAAAGAUAUGAUAAACAGUGGUGUCCUUCCGGAUGUUUCGACGUACAAGCAAGUGAUUGAAGGGAUGUGUUUGGCUGGAAAGGUUGAGGAAGCUUACAAGUUCUUGGAAGAGAUGGGAAAUAAAGGGUAUCGUCCUGAUAUUGUUACUUAUAAUUGUUUUCUUGAUGUACUAUGUGAAAAUAAAAAGAGCGAGGAAGCACUUGGGCUUUAUGGCAGGAUGAUUGAGGCUGGGUGUGUGCCUAGUGUGCAUACUUUCAAUAUGCUGAUUUCAAUGUUUUUUGAGAUUGGUGAACCUGAUGGGGCAUUUGAGACGUGGCAUGAGAUGGAUAAGAGGGGAUGUGCACGGGAUACUGACACUUACUGUGUGAUGAUUGAAGGGCUUUUUAAUUGCAAUAAAAUGGAAGAUGCAUGUUUUCUCUUAGAUGAGGUUGUAAACAAGGGAAUAAAAUUGCCAUAUCGGAAAUUUGACUGCUUUUUGAUGCAGCUUUCAAUGAUUGGUGAUCUCCAAGCCAUCCAUAAGCUUUCAGAGCAUAUGAGAAAAUUCUAUAACCCUGCUAUGGCAAGACGUUUUGCACUGAAUCAGAAGCGGAGGAGCAUGAGUUUAAGAGGAAAGUAAGAAUAUUUGGAAGUAAUCGUCCAACACUCUCAUUUUGGGUAGCUCAAUGAAACUCUUCUCAUUGAGCUCAGUUUCACAAUGCUCAGUCUCUUCUCUACUCAAUAAUCCCGCAGUCUCUACUCAAUAAUCCCGCAGUGACAGCUUUUCUUGAGGAGGGAGCCCUCUGUUGAAAUAUGUUGCAAUUCUACGCCAAAGAGAACUACAAUGGAAUGAUGCAUUGAUGGAAUCCAGUCAAAUUUUCUGGUUACAGAAAAAAAGGCAAUGAGAGAUUGUGGAUCCACAACGUGAAGGGGUCCAGUCAGAAAGCCUUGAUGCGCUGCUCUCAGUCGCCAUCCAGUGUGUGUCUCCAGGACCUGAGGAUCGACCAACCAUGCAUAGGGUGGUCCGGAUACUUGAAUCUGAAGUCAUGGCCCAUGUCCUAGUGACUUCUAUGAUUCCAACUCGGACUGAGAGCCCUCUGGGAGACAAAGAAGACAUGUUUGUGUUCAUAUUGCAUGUCAUCACAGCUUCUCCCAACAAACUAAGAAGGUUAUGCAUGCAGUGAGGGGCUCAAAAUCUGCAGGGUUUCAUCUUCCACUUCAUUUAUUCAUUCCUUUUGCAGACGUAUGACAACUAGAAGAUGCCUUGUUCCAUCAAUCCAUUCAUUUAUCAUCAAAAUCUGAGCAUUUGGUCCACCGGCCACCUAUGGGAUUCAGGGUAAAGCUGGGUACUCUUGUUAUCCUCAUUUUGCAUGGGUGCAGGCGGACUUUCCUUUCUCAACCAGAAUGACUUUUCCACUAGUGGUAUGUUGCAGGCAGGGCAGGGCAGGGCAGAGCAAAUCAAUGUACUGUUUUCCAUUCCUGAGAACUGAAAAUAUGCCCAAAAAAAGUGUCUGGUACCACAUUUGUUCAUGCCUUUAGUUUGAGUCUUUUAAGAAAAUGUAAGUGCUGGAAUCCGUGUAAUGUUUUGAGAAGUUUUUUCUUGAUUGGGAGUCGGGAUGCUAUCUAUUUUUGUAGUUGUUGUAGCAGACUAGCAGGUAGGGCUUUUUCUUGGAGGUUGAAACAAAAUUUGAUGACUGCAAAGUGUGAGUAUUGUAACUUUAUACUUGGUGAUACAUGUAAAUCCUAAGUUCUUUCUGCA